This is a messenger RNA of Enterobius vermicularis (human pinworm), 924 nucleotides long. The record is from the annotation of a GenBank genome assembly. Lineage: Eukaryota; Metazoa; Nematoda; Chromadorea; Rhabditida; Oxyuridae.
AUGUCGACGAUAUCAAUUGAAUCACUGUCAGCAGCUGGAACUCUAUCAUCCAGAGCGGGAACAAUACGAUCAGUGGUAUCAAGAACAUCAAGAGCACCAGAAUCAGCAGAAACACUAACAGAAAAAAAAGCUUUAACGACAUCGAAAAGUGUAUCUGCUAAUGAGAAGGAAUUUCGUGUAUCGCUGUUUCAGGUGAUACUGGAUGCUCUAACAAGGAUUGAGAGCCGUUUUCAACUGUUCUCGGAACGUGAUGAAUAUUGUAAAGCUGAACUAAAUUAUAUCGAUAAUGAACUGCAAGAUUUAAAGUUGAAAAUAGCGGAAACUGAUGCCAUUGAACAGUUGGAGGGUAUUGGUCGAAGGAUAGUGCUCUUAAGAAGCUUUUUUGCCGAAGAAGUCGGUAAUUCAGAGAUGUUGGCUUCGCUGGGAGAUGUUAUAAAAACUCAGUUUCGAAAAGCUUUGACCAACAAUGAUACCGUGAAAAAAAAGCUAGAGGAUGAAGUGACAAAUCUUAGUGAACGAUUAAAUUCGCUAGAACUGGAAAAUCAAAAAUUACGUACAGAAAAGUGGAAUAUGGAGGAAAACCAAAAUCGUUCAAGACAACAACUGGACAACGAGAAUCAAGCUAUGACAAGACAUGCAGCACCUAGGGCAAUAGAUGGUAUAUAUUCGCAAAAGCCUAAAAAAUGUGUAAUUUGCCUUGAUAAUAAGAAUAAACGAGAUUUACAGAAAACUCAAGUGAAAUGGUUAAAAAAUUUUAAAUACAGUAGUUCCCAUAUCAGGCAAAAUCAAAACUUUUAUACAACUUCGAUUGACAGACAAUUUACUAGUUUAUUUGCUUUGAGAAAUACGCCUAUUGAUGUAGAAGCUCUCAUGAUUUUGUGUAUUUAUCUUUUGAUCAUCAGUGGCCUUUAUAACCUUAUUUAA